UAGUGCUGCAGUGGAGAGAAGUGAGAGGAGACUGCAGUCUUUGCUUAUGGGAGAGAUCAGACUAUGUUACCACAGCUCUGAGGGACUGUAGCUAGCUGUAGUUUUUGAUAUUGGAUGGGCCACCUCACGAAGGGGAAUACCACAUCUGACUGGGACGCUGCACCUAGUCUUUGACGAUGAAGUUCAACUUGUUCAGAAAGCCACAGGCCGAGGCGGCCGCCGAGCCCACCGGUGCCACCACCGUCACCAUGGCUCCCACCCAAGCCUUCAUCUCCACCUCGGUGCCGGACACCUCUGGCUCCAACAACACAGAGAUUAGCAAGAACGACAUGUUUGAGGAGAUCAAGAGCAAAUUCUUGAAUGAAAUUGAUAAAAUACCACUGCCUCCGUGGGCUCUGAUCGCCAUCGCCGUGGUGGCCGGGUUGCUCAUCCUCACCUGCUGCUUCUGCAUAAUCAAAAAAUGCUGCUGCAAGAAGAAGAAGAACAAGAAAGGCAAGAAGGGCAAAGAUGGCUUCAACAUGAAGAACAUGCAGGGCGAGGACGAUGAGGACGAUGACGAAGGAGAGACCGGACUGACGGAGGAGGAGAAAGAGGAAGAGGAGAAGGAAGAAGAGAAACUGGGGAAGCUGCAAUAUUCUAUAGAUUAUGACUUUGAAAAUGCAAAGCUCACGGUUGGCAUCCUUCAAGCUGCGGACCUCAUAUCCAUGGACUCGGGUGGCACCUCGGAUCCUUACGUUAAAGUCCAGCUCCUACCCGAGAAGAAGAAAAAGUAUGACACGAAAGUCCACAAGAAAACACUGAACCCCGUCUUCAACGAGACAUUUGUAUUCAAGGUGCCCUACGAGGAGCUCGGCGGGAAGACUCUAAUGAUGUCCGUUUACGACUACGACCGAUUUUCCAAACAUGACGUCAUUGGAGAUGUGAAGAUUCCCAUGAACACCAUCGACCUCGGACGGCCGAUCGAGGAGUGGAAGGAUCUGGACAGCGCGGAUCAAGAGGAGCCUGAGAAACUCGGAGACAUCUGCAUCUCCCUCCGUUACGUCCCCACCGCCGGGAAACUCACCGUCUGCAUCCUGGAGGCGAAGAACCUGAAGAAGAUGGAUGCCUGUGGAUUAUCUGAUCCUUAUGUGAAGAUCCAGCUGCUGCAGGGUGGUAAGCGUCUGAAGAAAAAGAAGACUACAGUGAAGAAGAACACCCUAAACCCUUACUAUAACGAAUCCUUCAGCUUUGAAAUCCCCCUGGAACAGAUGCAGAAAAUCUUGGUGGCGGUCACAGUGUUUGAUUAUGACAAGAUCGGUAAGAAUGACGCCAUCGGGAAGAUCUUCGUGGGCAGUAAGGCGUCUGGCCUAGGUCUGAAGCACUGGUCCGACAUGCUGUCUAACCCGCGCCGUCCCAUUGCCCAGUGGCAUCCAUUGCAGCCAGAGGAGGAUAUUGAUGGUCAGCUGGCAUCCUUGAAUGCAAAGAAGUAACGUGCUCCACCGACCAGCUAAUGCACUAACUCAGAAAUCCAACCCCCACCCCUAUUUUGCAUGAAACCCAUGACUUUACCGCGUGACUACUCGUCAUGAAACCUGCUCAGCAAAAAAGAGACAUCUUAGAAAAUCUGCUCAUUCACGGUUAAGUCGGGGGGAAAAAAACUCUUUUUAAGCAUCACAUUUCACACAUUAGUGUAUGCUGUGAAGAGCGGCGUUGAGUUAUCGGGUGACUGGCUCAUGAAUGAUCGACUGUUGGUCUUUCUUUCAUUUGAAGAAACUUAGAAACUGAUUCUUAGGGUGCUGACACGGAACGAAAGUCUUGGUGAAGACAAUGCUGGAAAUAAAGCUUUAGUUUAGUUUAUAGAGCAUGCUUUACUUACCUCCCCACUGCUCUGCAUUCAUCACACCCACUAUUGUAUCUGGCUAAUAAGUAUGCUAUAACUUGCAAUAGAAAGUACUGUAGUAUUGGGUUAUUUCCUGCAUAGUCUGUUUAAGUCUAUAAAUGCAAAACUAUUUAAUUGAGAAUGAAUGAGGUCACCGAAUGCAGCGAUCCAUGUUGCAAGAUAUUUUCAAGAGAAAUCUGCAUAAAUGAUUGUCUUCAUUUUAUCAGCGCACAUUUGAGAAGAAGAUAAAAAAAAAAACACGAGCAUACUUUGUGGAAAAGUUGAUUUAAGUUGCUUGUUUUGUGUUGCCAUGAAGGCACGUCUAUGCAUUUAGCUUCAACACACAUUGUCUUCAGACAGAUCUAAUGUAGGACAGGAAUACAAAGGGUGCCUUUCCUGAUAUGACACUUUGAGAAACACAAGAAGCUUCAUUGUUUUAUUUCAAAGGGGGAGCUUUUGAAAAGCAUUCAAAGGUAGUCAGGGACACUGUGAAUGUGCCAUCUGCAACCUGUCUUGUGUUGACCACUUGGAUGUAAAACCUUACUUAUCUGUGGACAAAGUAAGAACACGAGACGGCCGCUCGACGAUGUUAGAACCAGUUAUGACUUUGCUUCUUUUACGUUUUGCUCUCGCCAUCUAAUCACACGGAUUAUAUGUUUUCCUUCGUUUACCAAACGCACUGCAGUACACUAGAAGACGUUCUUAGUUUCUGGGGAAACAACACGAGGAUUUCUGUCAAGGACCAGAUGUUUUUAUAGAGGAUUGAAUUUGAAAUGUAAGAGAGAGCCGCACUUUUUAAGAAAGCGUGAAUUCAAGUACAAAAAAACGCAGGUUUGUAAAAUGUCAACAAGGCGAGUGUUACAUCAGAACAUAUUAUACAUUAAACAUAUCCAUUUUUGCUUGAACCAAAUAGAGCUGCAGAAUCUAGCAUGUAUCAUGCCUCGCAGUGUUUCAUGUUGUUUGGAUCGCUCGCUCGUCGGCCACAAGCUUUGUAAACCUGGAGCCAGAGUGCUGCAACGCGGAGGUGUUACGACUUCCUCACAGACGUGUUCGACUGAUGUGCAGAGAGCAAAACAAUCCCAUAAGUAUUUGAAUCUUAUGUGCACAAAAUUGUAAAGUUUCAUUAAUCCUAAAUAGUUAAUGUUGGAAAUUGUAAUACCUCUGAAUUCAGAGCACGAGAGAAUUUAUCUGAGUUCUGAAUUCCCCACCUUGAAAUAUCAAAUACAGAUUGAUGUUCAAUUCACAAAAUGUAUUCAUAUAAAACUAGUAGCUCAAAUUCAGACAUUUUGGGACAACCAAGGAUAGCUUAGUAGUUUAUUGUGACAAUAAAUACACUAAAGAUCAGCAUCACACCAAUUUGUUAUCCUAUUUUUGAUCCAAAUAUUAGAAAUUGAUUGAAACGUUAACAGAAUACAAAGAAGCCCAGAAACUUGAAUUGACCUUCUGGAAAAGAAGAGAGAAUUCAAACCAUUGGUUUUCAAAGUAAUAUAAUUAUACACGUUUAAUAUAAUGUCAGUGGGUAUUUACAUUUGAACAUCAAGUAUUUAGAAAAUGAGGCUUUCUUUGCGUCCAUAUGAGGACAUAUUGUCACCAGAUUUAAAAGGUAAUCCUGCAGGUGGAUGAAACAGCAGCACACUGAUUGGUCCAUGCACAGUACUACUUCUAUUGUUAACAUUAUGCAUCGCGCAAAUCUGUUAAUAGGCUACAGCAUGUAUUCACAAAAUGAUGUAAAUAGUAGCAUGUUUUAAAGAGGAACCAUAAUUAUAUUGUGUACGUGUGUGUUUGUGUUCUGUGUCAUUUUUGAUAAUAAAACAGAGAAAAAAAGAGUAUGCAAUGACUGCAAAGUGUAUGUAUUUUUGCUGAAUUGGACUGAAUGUAUGUCUUAAUAAUCCAUAUUCGGGUUCACAGGCUCCUUUAAUGUCUGGGAUCAAAGCAGGGUUGCUUUGUGUAUCAUAUGUAACAAAAAGAAUCUACGUAGUUUGUCAUUUUACUGCAUGACUGUCCUGUUUUCUGUCAUCGUCUGUAUGUGUCCUCUGUGCUAAAUCCAGUGUUACAGUAUGCUUGGGCCACACGUCAUGUAAUUAUUGUUCAUUUCUGCUUGCACUUGUUAUGCAGUAUGUGUUGGUCGCUGACCAGUAAACUGUAUAUAUUUAGAAAAAAAAGGAGAAUAUGUUUACCGUAAGUGUUUCCUUCAUUUACUCCUGCCAGAUGGGUGUCAAGUCUUAAUUAAAUGUAGAUAUAGAGGACGACUGAAUCGGCUUGUAGCUCCUUUUUCCUUCCGUGCUUCAUUAAACUGUACCUUCUCAUCUUAUUGCUGCUCAAAUAAACCUGCUCUCAUAUUUCUGAUUAUACUUUUUAAUAUAAGAAAUAAGUCAGUCAUUUGCAUAUAAACUAAACUAAACUUUUAAUGUUAUUACACAGAAUUUUUAUUACUACGUCUUCGCUGGAUUAUUACUGCAUAUUAUUGAUGCAGUCCUCUUAAGGAGCUCCAGUCGUGUAAUUAAGCAAUCAAUAAUCUUUUCAUUGACGAAUAGAUUGCAAUGGGAUGAGCUGGUGUUGUGUCACUUGUGCAUGCUCUGAGAUAUCGAUGCUGUUUCCACCAUGGCGUUUCCAAUGUGGGGAUUUGUUUACCCCGUGUGCUUCCUUUUCAGUCACUGUCAUUUACUGUUGGAUAAACCUUUAUCUUCAACACACAGUGCAUGAAGAUGAACAAUGGUAAUCUCCAUGAUGGCCCAUCUUCUAGAGUGUAAUGCAGCUGUCUCUCUAUGUUCGAGGGGACCGAGAGGAAUACAUACUGUACCGCACACACGUUCCCUUUUCAAUAUGGAGUCUAUUCUGAAGAUUACAUUUCACAAUGUGGAGUCAAAUUUAGGUUCAGGAGGAUUGCCACAUUAUAUCCUUUUCUACAAUGUGUGUCAUUCCUGGAGUCAUUUAAUAUACUCGCCCUCAUCUACGUAUAUAUGAGCUGCCAUCAGAUUCUGUCUCCUAUUUGUGUGUAUUUGCAAUAGGACCAAUAGAGCCUGUAUUUGUGUAUCGGUGUUCUAUGGAUGGACUAUAUGAGUCUGUCACUUUUCUGCAAUGCAGGCAACAAAAUCCCCGUCUUCCUGGGUCUCACAAGCUAUCCUGAGCACAGAUCAGACCCUAACAGUGCAGAACAACAUUCGCAAUGCAAUACUGCCAAUCUGCUGCUUCAAUAAUGGUUCCUCUUUAGUCCUCUUAUGUGAACAUAGCCAUGAUACAGAACAUCCAAAGACCUGAUCAUCGUGCGACCUACUUUCAUCAGGCAUUCACUUUCCAACCAACAUAGACAAGGGAAAUGCUAGAACGUCUUUCUUGACUCUUGUUUUUGUCUUGUUGUAGAGGUUUGUCAAUAGUUGUGCCUUGUUGUGAACUGCAUGAUUUAUUUCCGUACAAAAUCCAUGUUUUCCAUAAAAAAUAAUAAUAAAAAAAGGGAACAAAAAGACCACAAAACCUGUACAUAUACCACUCUAUGUAGAACUGAAUUACUCAAGGGAAGCUAAAUAUGGGAUGUGGUCAGGACAUAUCUGUGUGUUGUCAAAAUGUAAUCAUAGGAAAUAAAGGCAUUUUAAGUA
This is a messenger RNA of Cottoperca gobio, 5451 nucleotides long. RefSeq names its product synaptotagmin-2-like. Gene Ontology annotation, cellular component: dense core granule; exocytic vesicle; axon. Gene Ontology annotation, biological process: calcium ion-regulated exocytosis of neurotransmitter; synaptic vesicle endocytosis. NCBI's taxonomy places the organism in Eukaryota, Metazoa, Chordata, Actinopteri, Perciformes, Bovichtidae. The transcript is spliced from 9 exons. Gene Ontology annotation, molecular function: SNARE binding; calcium ion binding; phosphatidylserine binding. The record is from RefSeq and is a predicted model, not a curated record. Bases 177 to 1469 code for a protein of 430 amino acids.